Molecule: messenger RNA, 765 nt
Organism: Fusarium venenatum
Lineage: Eukaryota; Fungi; Ascomycota; Sordariomycetes; Hypocreales; Nectriaceae
Source: RefSeq, a predicted model, not a curated record
AUGUCGCGCAAUCGCAAGACAGCAUCAGUAUCGGUAUCUCCGAGUGAACCUCUUAUCAAAGACACAGCUGAGGCCUUCCAGAACACGGCAGACACGAUCUUCGAGAGUAGAAACACUCUUGUACAAGGAUUGUUGGCUAUAGCCGAUAUACCUGAGUGGUUGCAAGAAAAUGAAUUCGUCCACACCGGUUACAGGGCACCUUCCAAUUCUUUCAAGAAAAGUGUUCCUAGUAUACUGGCUAUACAUAAUGAGACAGUAAACAUCUGGUCUCACAUCCUCAGCUUCAUCUUGUUCUUAGUUAUUCCUGCGUACGUCUUGACCACUAAGAUCCUACCUCGCUACAAGGUUGCCACCCUUGAGGACAUCAUAAUCUGCACAACAUACUUUAUAGGAGUAGCAAUAUGCCUCUUCCUCUCUGCAACAUACCAUACAGUCUCAAACCAUUCAUCCCACGUUCAUCAUUUCAGCAUUCAGCUCGACUACCUCGGCAUACUCAUUCUCAUGAACAGCGCCAUGAUUCCCCUCAUCUACUAUGGUUUUGUGUGUGAUCAUUUACUGCGCAACGUGUACCGGGGUUUGGUUUCUGUCCUCGCCGGACUAUGCGCAUUCUCGACGAUGCAUCCGAGAUUCCCCACCGCCAAAGCAAAGGCCGUCCGAGGAGCACUUUACUCUGCAUUUGGAGCCAGCAGUUUUGCACCAAUUAUCCACGCUGUUAUAAAAUAUGGCUGGGACGUGCAGAAGGACAGGAUGGGGAUUAUUUGGUAA